AUGCUAAAACAGCUUUUCCAAGAUCCUUUACUUUCAGAUUUAACUAAAUACAUUAAUGAAGAUAAAAGUAGUCAAACAAUACUCAAUAAGAGCACGAAUAAGAAUGCCACUAAUACAAUAGAUGAUAGUUCUUUGACUGCUGCGAUAAAUUCAUUAACACUUGAACAAGUCGAUACGCUUAUCGCGUUAGAACUGGGUACCGCUUUUGAGAUUACCAUUCAAAGAGGUGGGCUGGAAUCAUUAAGACAAAAAUUGUUAGAAGAUAAAGCUAGAAUUCAAGAGAUUGGUAUUCGUAGUGGAAGUAUUUUAAAGUUCUCAAGAUAUACCACGAAAAUAACGGUUGCCAACCACGAAGGAAAGCGAACACAAAAGGUUGCUAACCACGAAGGAAAGCGAAAACUCGCUGACCACAAAGAUAGCGAAACAAAAAUGCUAACCACGAAGAAAAGCGAACACAAAAAGUUGCUAAACCACGAAGGAAAGCGAAAACUUGCUGACCACGAAGUUAGCUAA
Molecule: messenger RNA, 513 nt
Organism: Funneliformis geosporum
Lineage: Eukaryota; Fungi; Glomeromycota; Glomeromycetes; Glomerales; Glomeraceae
Source: the annotation of a GenBank genome assembly